AUGGCUCAGGAGGAACCAAACAUCCCCCGGAGACCAUCAGAGCGCAAUCGAAUCCUCCAGGACCUGCUCGAAACCCUUUCCCGCCAACAUCGACCCAAACCACACCAGGGCAGACGACGCACUUACGCCCAGGCAGCAAUCAACGGGGGCCCACCCCCCAAACAUUCAGGCUCCACGACUCAAGGCAACCACAUCUCCACCCCGGCACGAUACGAAGCGGUCUCGGAGGAACCCAGCCAUCGCGCCUUCUUCCGUGUCGAUAGGAACCACCCGGACCGCGCAAUGCCACGCCAGCAGGCAUCAUUACCCUUUUAA
Thermochaetoides thermophila DSM 1495 is the source of this 315-nucleotide messenger RNA. RefSeq lists its product as uncharacterized. The transcript has a single exon. The record is from RefSeq and is a predicted model, not a curated record. NCBI's taxonomy places the organism in Eukaryota, Fungi, Ascomycota, Sordariomycetes, Sordariales, Chaetomiaceae. Bases 1 to 315 code for a protein of 104 amino acids.